CUGUCUUACAACAUAAGUAAAGAGUCGUCUUAUAAGAGUAGACUACAGAGAAAUGCUGCCAAAUAACUGGAUGAGGAGCUGCAGAUUUAGAUAAAUAGGAAAUCUGAAUAGUCGUGUUUGGACGCGAUAGCAGCGAUAUUUCGUGGAUUGGAUUAAAUCAACUCUUUCUUGAAGUGGCUGCAUCACCCUGAAGGCUGGAGAGCUGACGGCAGUAUGGAUCUAAUCGCUUGGCUGGUGGUUCUCUUUCUGAGCAUUCAGUGCAGUGUCGGCCAGGUCAACACAGGCUGCCUGAAAUGGACUCAAAGGGGGAGCAACGUUUGCUGUGACAUCUGUCAUCCAGGAAACCGCCUAGUCAAGGACUGUGGUCCAGACCCAAGUAAGCUUUGUAAACCUUGUGAGCUCGGGACAUACACAGUGAAGCCUAAAGAAUACAGCUGUGUCACCUGUGCACAGUGUGUAGGUGCUCAAGUCCUUAUAAAGAAUUGCACUGCCACAACUGAUACCAAAUGUGGCUGUAAAGAAGGACUCACUUGUGGUAAUGCCCAGUGCUCCUUCUGUGUGGAGGAGUGUGCCAAAGGCUUUGAACCCACAGCUGAUCGUUCUUGCAGAAAAUGUCCAAAUGGAACCUUUAACGACAAAGUUCACCAAAAGUGCAAACCCUGGAGUGUCAAGUGCUCCAAUCCUAAUGAAGUGAUUGAAGCCAAGGGAGAUGCAUUUAAUGACAUUAAGUGCUUUCCAGUUUCAGUUCACCCUGUGAUCAGUACAAAAGCACCUGAUCACGCAAACCCAAUAUGGCCUGUUCUCCUUGGUCUAGUUGGCUUGGCUUUUGUCACCACCAUCACCAUCUUAAUUAUGAUGAUCCUUGUGAAAAAGCUCCAGAAAGGAAAGAAGAAAAAGACAAGUACAAAACCGCCCCCAAUUAGACCACCUACAGAUGAUCCCAGGACAUUAAUUGCAAUAGAGUGCAGUUUCCAUGAGGCUCAGCAAGAACAAGGCAGCACUUGCAGCAUAGAGUCACUGGAUUCCAAGGACUCUUCAGAGCAGCUGAUUGCAUGAAUGGAAGGAACUGGACUAGACAGCCACAUGAUAGAAGAUUUUUCCAAUCUGUUUUAAAAAAAAAAGACAGGGUUUCACAUCUAAAAUUGGAAUUACCUUUCAUCAUUCUGAACCAUAAGUUUGAACUAUGUUUUUUUUUUUAUACCAAGUCGCUUAGGUGUAAAUGAAAGAAUCCCACAAUUUCCAGUUGUCUGCACUGUAUGUUGUUUAGAAAAGCAUAAGCUACUGUAAAAAACAAACAAAACAACAACAAAACAAGCAAACAAAAUCCUAUAGGUCAGAUCAGAAGUAUUUUUUUUUCCUCAGUAUUAACACAGGACAAAAUUUUAGUGAUCAUCCAAUGACACAGCAAGUUUACACACAAAGGGGAAUUCUGAGAGGGGAAAAAAG
Archocentrus centrarchus (flier cichlid) is the source of this 1446-nucleotide messenger RNA. It is a transcript of the gene tnfrsf9a, whose product is annotated as tumor necrosis factor receptor superfamily, member 9a. The coding region runs from base 214 to 1056 and encodes 280 amino acids. The record is from RefSeq and is a predicted model, not a curated record. Lineage: Eukaryota; Metazoa; Chordata; Actinopteri; Cichliformes; Cichlidae. Gene Ontology annotation, biological process: regulation of cell population proliferation. Gene Ontology annotation, molecular function: protein binding; signaling receptor activity. The transcript is spliced from 7 exons.